Molecule: messenger RNA, 3881 nt
Organism: Dipodomys ordii (Ord's kangaroo rat)
Lineage: Eukaryota; Metazoa; Chordata; Mammalia; Rodentia; Heteromyidae
Gene: Lonrf2
Product: LON peptidase N-terminal domain and ring finger 2
Exons: 12
Coding region: 110-1849 (579 amino acids)
Molecular function (GO): protein binding
Source: RefSeq, a predicted model, not a curated record
CCUGCUCAGCUGUCCGCGCUGCCGGAAACUGCUGUACAAGCCGGUGACCCUCCCCAACGGGGUGACGGUCUGCAAGCGCUGCGUGGAGCUGGGGUCGCCGCGGCCGCAGAUGCGACGCGUGAACGUGGUGCUGAGCGGCCUGAUUGAGAGGUGCUUCCCGGGCGAUUGCCGGCUGCGCAGGCUGGCGGGCCAAGCGCGGAAUCUGCAGCGCCAGCAGCAGCUGGACGCCGCGCUGCUCAAGUGCGAGCAGGCCUUGGCCCUGGCCCCUGAGGAUGACUCACUGCUGCUGCUUCGAGCAGAGCUGUGCUUAAUCAUGAAGAACUAUGAGCAAGCUCUGCAGGAUGCUGAUGUGGUUUGCCGGAAGGAGCCUCUCCUGACUAAGGGACACCACCUAAAAGCCCAGGCUCUGUCUGGAUUGGGAAGAAGUAAGGAAGUGCUGAAGGAAUUUAUCUAUUGCCUCGCUUUAAAUCCUGAAUGUAACUCAGCGAAGAAAGAAACACAGAAGGUAAUAUGUGAAGUGUUUUUUCCACCUUCAGACAACACAAAUCAAAACUCGACCUCUUGCACCCAUGGCAGAUACAAAGCUCACUGUGAUAGCCAGACAAACACCCAAGUGGAAGAAGACGAUGACCCAGGGAGCCCUGGGAACUCAUCUGAGAGAGUUGAUAUGUUUAGAAAUACAAAUUCUUCGGUUUUAUAUUUUAUACUGGGACUGCACUUUGAAGAGGAUAAAAAAGCAUUAGAAAAUGUCAUCCCAGUAGCACCCAGCACUGGUUUAAAGAGACAGCUUCCCAGUGACAUGGAGGAUGCGCACGGCCUCCCUGGGAAAAUUCCCAAGAAAGAUGCAGAUUGCCCACCUCAGAGGACUGUGAGUUCUAAGAUGGGAGAUGAUCUCGAAGACUUUACUGUUGACAUGACUGACUUUGAGUGUGCCCUUUGCAUGAGGUUGCUCUUUGAGCCUGUCACUACUCCUUGUGGACAUACAUUCUGCCUGAAAUGCCUUGAGCGCUGCCUGGACCAUGCUCCACACUGCCCACUGUGCAAAGACAAGCUUUCUGAGUUGUUGGCAACCAGAAAUUUUAAUAUAACUAUACUGGCCGAAGAAUUGAUAUUUCAGUAUUUGCAAGAAGAGCUGUCUGACAGAAAGAGAAUUUAUGAUGAAGAAAUGUCAGAACUAUCCAAUCUGACCAGAGAUGUGCCCAUCUUUGUGUGUGCCAUGGCCUUCCCCACAGUUCCCUGUCCCCUCCAUGUCUUUGAGCCCCGGUAUCGGCUUAUGAUAAGAAGAUGCAUGGAAACCGGCACCAAACGAUUUGGCAUGUGUUUAUCUGCUGAACAUGCAGGGAUUUCAGAGUUUGGCUGCAUGUUGGAGAUUAAGGAUGUGAGAACUUUCCCAGAUGGGAGCUCUGUUGUGGAUGCCAUUGGAAUUAGCCGGUUCCGAGUUCUGAGCCAUCGUCACAGAGAUGGCUAUAAUACAGCAGACAUUGAGUACCUGGAAGAUGAAAAGGUGGAGGGGCCAGAGUAUGAAGAACUUACCACUCUUCACGAUUCUGUGUAUCAGCAGUCUGUGUCCUGGUUUUCUUCUCUCCAGGAUCACAUGAAAGAACAAAUUUUAAGUCAUUUUGGGGGAAUGCCAGACAGGGAGCCCGAGCCUCAGAGCAAUCCUAGUGGCCCGGCCUGGUCCUGGUGGAUCCUGGCAGUGCUGCCACUGGAGCGCAAGGCUCAGCUGGCCAUCCUUGGCAUGACCUCUCUGAAGGAACGUCUGCUUGCCAUCCGACGCAUACUAGUCAUCAUCACGCGUAAGAUGAAUAAUCGCCAAGAGGUGGCUCCCAACAAGGAGAGAAAUAACUGAUUUUCUUCUUCUGUUAUGGUUUCUGGAAGCCCCUGUACAUUUAUGAGUGCCGGGCAUGGACAAGUACCCAUCAAUUAUUGUGCUCUGUAAAAUGUUCAUUGAUAAGAUUACCAAAUGGGACACUUAACCAAACACUUAAUACCCUCUCACAAUUGCCAAGUUUGUGCCUGGUGGAAUCUGUUGCUGUAAAAGGUUAGCCUGAAGUUCAGAUAGAGCCCAGGGCUGGAAAGCCACCUAAGAAAAUCACUUGGAAGCAGAUGUUUCAGGAGGUCACUGGCGGCAGGGAACAGCACAGAUGGCAUAUAGUGGCUUAGGGUCCACAAGAAAGGAGAAGCUGUUCUAGUCAGUAUCUCACCCUGCUAAAUGGAAAAAUGCAUGGAUCUGUGGCCAGACAAUAAGAGGAAAUCAUGUUUUCAUGUGGAAACAGAUGGGUUAGAACACAGGCUGACCAAAGAUGCACUUAGGCUUCAUGUGUUGCUGUAAAGUUGUCUGUGAACUUAAGGAAUCAAACCCUUGUCCAGUGCAGGAGCUAAAAUGAGUCCUCACCCAAGAAGUAGCAAUUACUGGAUAGAACUGUGUUUACUGUCCUGUUUUAGUCCCAGGUGUUGUAAAUUGCAUGUUGUAUUCAUUAACAGUGUCAAAAAUACAAUACGUUUCAUGGAUAUAGCAAAGUUGGAGAAUAGUAUAGUGAACUUGAGACUAUAUUUACACACUCUGAAUAAACAGUGAGUUAAAACUAUAAAUGCAUUGGGAUGUCAAACGUGUAGCCAGACUAGUACAGAAACCCUUGAAAGUGUAACUGUUCUCAUCAAUUGAUUGCAUACUAAACAUUGAGGCCAGUCCUCUUUUUCUGCCAGGAUUUUCAUGAGAAAUUAGUCUCAUCAGUAAAAUUUAUGCUACUAUCCUUCCACUAAUAUAUGAAGACAUUAAAAAGCUGUCAUAAAUGGUAAAGUCUGUCUAUUCUGAGGAAAUAUACCAGAAUAUGCAAGAAUAGGUGGUUGAUAAAGGGUAAAUAUUUAGGUUUCUCCAAUACCAAACUAAAAUGGUGACUUUUUAAACAAAGUUUUAUGUUUAUUAGACCAUGAAUUAUCAGUUAAAGAACAAUGGGUAUAACUUCCAACCUGUGAUGUAUGCUGGUAGUGCUGGUUGGAAUAACUAUCAAUCUGAGAUGUGCUCACUGUCCUAGCCAGGUGCUGAGAGUUUGCUUCUUAGUUUAUGAGGUGGGCAUCCACUGAAGGAAAGUGUGAACUAAUGGGCACAUGACAAUUGCAAGCUUUGCCCUCUUCAUUCAAGGUAUGUGAUCUUCAAGUUUUAAAAAGUGUAUUUCACAAUAGUAAAUGUCGAUGGGUUAUCAACCCAUUAAGCAUUUUAUUAGAAAGACCUUAUAAUAUUUAUAAUUUGAUGUAUUGUAGGAGUUUUCAGCAGUUAAAACUUAAGUGAGGUCAUGGGAGUUAGAAAAUACAUUAGUGAAACUUAACUAUACAGCAGAACAUUUAGAAGUAUUUGUUGACUCAAUGUUUCAAGUACUUAUGUAGUAUUUUCUUAAGCCAUGUAGCCUAAUUAAUCUGACCACUUAAAAAACAAAACUGCUUUUCAUGUGCAGAAGAUCUUUACUAGAAGCUAUUCCUAGACAGUAAUAGAUAUUAGCCACUCUUCUCUAGAAUUUAUUUUAUAUUUUAAUAACAUAUAUGAAGAAUUGUAGCUAGACACCAGCGGCUCAUGCCUGUAAUCCUAGAGCUACUUAAGAGACUGAGAAAGAAGAUUGCUCUUCAAGGCCAGCCUGGGGGAAAAAUUCCACAAGGGCAGGAGUACUGCCCUUGUUGCUUCCUGAUAGAGGAGCUGGAUCCAGGAGGUAUUUGGGCAUGGAGGCUCUGGGUUGGUUAAUUUGCUUAAGGAAUGUGUGCUUUCAAGCAUCCUCUGCUAUGUAAGAAUUGACAAGCAGAUGGGAGAAUAUGAUGAAAGGGAUGACGUUGAUCAAGAUGCAGUGUACUCAUAACCUGACUAAUGGAAUUGUAACCUCUUUGUACAACUA